Messenger RNA from Diospyros lotus (date-plum), 672 nucleotides. RefSeq lists its product as uncharacterized. The coding region runs from base 1 to 672 and encodes 223 amino acids. The record is from RefSeq and is a predicted model, not a curated record. NCBI's taxonomy places the organism in Eukaryota, Viridiplantae, Streptophyta, Magnoliopsida, Ericales, Ebenaceae. The transcript has a single exon.
AUGUAUUUAAUGAGCUUGCAACAAAGACCCAAUGGGUCCCUAAAACAGUAUACUGAGCGGUUUAGAGCUGGCACACAGGAAGUAAGGGACCUCCUGAUCGGUUUGGCAACCUCAGCCUUGCUUAACGGAACCACAUAUGCCCCGCUCAGAAGAUCCCUAGCAUUUUUCAAGCCAGAUUCAAUGACCAAACUGUUCCCCCGGGCAGAGCAAUUUGUCGUCCAAAUGAAAAUUCUUGAAGCAUGGGAAGGAAAAAGGAAGGGGAGGAAAAAUGACGUUAGUCCAGACCGAGCUAUAAAGGUACAAAGGAGAAAGGAGCCCCCAAAGAUGCAAUUACGGAGUUUCACCCCCCUCACUAAGCCAAGAGCUGUUAUCCUCUCAUCCAUUGCCCAUACAGGGCUCAUUAACUUUCCCCCACAUUCCAGCCAGCCUCUGAGCAAGAACAUGGACGCUUUUUGCAAAUUUCAUGAGUCCUCGAGGCACACUACAAAGCAAUGCAGGGAGUUACGCAACCAAAUUGAACAGCUUAUCAGGGAAGGGAAGCUUGACCGGUAUAUAUUAGAUAAGCCAAAAAAUCAACAAAAUAGGGGAGAUGGGUCCAGGAGAGAUAAUCAAAGGAGGCCCCCCCGUCCUAAGUAUGAUGCCACAAAUGAAAGGGAAAACCAGCAGCCCUGA